AUGCUCUCAGCGUUGACUCGGGACAGCAAGGGUCCAGAAUCAGAAGGCGACAUUGGCGAUGACACAGACGCCAAUGCCAUGGAUGAGAAUAAGGAAAAGGAAGAGUCAGUGGAAGGUCCAAAGGAGACCACCAAGAGUGGAGAGAGAAGACAAGCGAUUCAGACGACCAGGGCGUCUUAG
Durusdinium trenchii is the source of this 180-nucleotide messenger RNA. The record is from the annotation of a GenBank genome assembly. Lineage: Eukaryota; Dinophyceae; Suessiales; Symbiodiniaceae.